CUUCCUCGCUAGGCUUUGCCUGUCAGUCUGCCGAGCACCUUCCCUGCGCACCUUCCCGAGCCGCGAGCGCGCAAGCCCCAGGCAAAAACAGGCUAGGCAAGGAGCCGCAGCCUAGCCGGGCAGCCCCCCAGCAGCCGCCCGUCCCCCACCCCCCGCGCGCCCGAUCCUACUUCUGCCAUCAGCCGCACCCCGGAGACGACCCCUGCGGGCCUGCCUGAGGGACUUCCCCCUCCCGGAGCUGCUACUUGCCGCCGCUGCAGUCCCGCCCGCCUGCCUCGCUCUCCCGGGAGCUGCCUCGGUGGAAGCGACGAUGUCGGAGGUGCUGCCUUACAGCGAGGAGAAGAUCGGGCCCUAUGGGGACGGUGGCGAGGUGGGACAGAUCUCCUUCACCUGCCGCCUGCAGGACACCAACAACUUCUACGCGGGGGGGCAGACCAAGCGGCCCCCCAAACUGGGACAGAUCGGCAGGAGCAAAUGCGUUGUCAUUGAAGAUGACAGAAUUGACGAUGUCCUCAAAAACAUUUCAGAGAAACCACCUCCGGGAGUUUAAAUCUUUCCACAGAGACACUGAGUGAAAAGGAGGGGGAAGAAAAUGAUUGACCUUUUAUUAUUGGGUAAAAA
Lacerta agilis (Sand lizard) is the source of this 621-nucleotide messenger RNA. It is a transcript of the gene CAMK2N1, whose product is annotated as calcium/calmodulin dependent protein kinase II inhibitor 1. Gene Ontology annotation, molecular function: calcium-dependent protein kinase inhibitor activity; protein kinase binding. The transcript is spliced from 2 exons. The record is from RefSeq and is a predicted model, not a curated record. Bases 311 to 550 code for a protein of 79 amino acids. Gene Ontology annotation, biological process: negative regulation of protein kinase activity. NCBI's taxonomy places the organism in Eukaryota, Metazoa, Chordata, Lepidosauria, Squamata, Lacertidae.